AUGGACUCGACAGGGGCCGAGCCGCUGGCGCUGCGGCCGCACGUCGUGCUGCUCGCCAGCCCCGGCGCCGGCCACCUCAUCCCGCUGGCCGAGCUGGCGCGGCGGCUCGUCGACCACCACGGCUUCGCGGCCACGCUCGUCACCUUCACCGACCUCUCCACCCCGGAGGCCCUCUCCGGCGUCCCUGCCUGCGUCGCCACAGCCGCGCUCCCGUCCGUCCAGCUCGACGACCUCCCCGACGGCACUUCCAUGGAGACCGUGCUCUUCGAGCUCGUCCACCGUUCCCUCCCUAACCUGCGCGCCAUCCUCCGUUCCGUCGGCGCCCCCCUCGCCGCGCUGGUGCCCGACUUCUUCUGCUCCGCGGCGCUGCCGCUCGCCGCCGAGCUCGGCGUCCCGGGGUACGUCUUCGUGCCCAGCAACCUCACCACCAUCGCGCUCAUGCGCGCCACGGUGGAGCUCCACGACGGCGUUCCACCCGGCGAGUACCGCGACCUCCCCGAGCUUCUCUGUCUCCCAGGCGGUGUCUCGCUGCGCCGUACCGACCUCCCGCGCUCGUUCCAGAGCAGCAACGAGCCGGUCUACGCGCACCUCGUCGAGGAGGGCCGGCGCUACCGCGGCGCCGACGGCUUCCUGGUGAACACCUUCUACGAGUUGGAGCCCGCCGCCGUCGAAGAGUUCAAGCAGGCGGCAGGGCGAGGCGCGUUCCCGCCCGUGUUCCCCGUGGGCCCGUUCGUCCGGCCAAGCACAAGCUCCGACGACGCCGCCGGCGCGUCCGCGUGCAUAGAGUGGCUAGAUCGCCAGCCGACUGGGUCAGUGGUGUACGUCUCCUUCGGUAGCGGCGGGUCGCUGACCGUGGAGCAGACGGCAGAGCUCGCCGCCGGGCUGGAAGCGAGCGGCCACCGGUUCCUUUGGGUCGUGAGGAUGCCGAAUCUGGACGGCAACGACGGCCAUGACCAUGAAGACAAGCAAAACCCAUUGGCGUGGCUUCCCGCGGGGUUCCUGGAGAGGACGGCGGACAAGGGGCUGGCGGUGGCGGCGUGGGCGCCUCAGGUGCGCGUGCUCUCCCACCCGGCGACGGCGGUGUUCGUGUCGCACUGCGGCUGGAACUCGGCGCUGGAGAGCGUGUCGGCCGGCGUGCCGAUGGUGGCGUGGCCGCUGUACGCGGAGCAGCGGAUGAACGCCGUGGUCCUUGAAGGGAGCGUCGGGGUGGCGCUGCGCCCGCGGGCGCGGGAGCGCGGCGAGAUCGCGGCCGUGGUGAAGGAGCUGAUGGAGGGGGCGGACAAGGGGCGCGCCGUGCGGCGGCAGGCCGGGGACCUGCAGCAGGCGGCGGCGCACGCGUGGUCGCCGGAGGGGUCGUCGCGCCGGGCGCUGGAGCAGGUCGCCGCCACGUGGAAGAAGGUGACGCUUGCCAAGGUGAAGUAA
Messenger RNA from Triticum turgidum subsp. durum (durum wheat), 1422 nucleotides. Lineage: Eukaryota; Viridiplantae; Streptophyta; Magnoliopsida; Poales; Poaceae. The record is from the annotation of a GenBank genome assembly.